This is a messenger RNA of Humulus lupulus (European hop), 2500 nucleotides long. Its product is annotated as beta-amyrin synthase-like. The transcript is spliced from 16 exons. Gene Ontology annotation, molecular function: beta-amyrin synthase activity. Gene Ontology annotation, biological process: triterpenoid biosynthetic process. The record is from RefSeq and is a predicted model, not a curated record. The coding region runs from base 1 to 2280 and encodes 759 amino acids. Gene Ontology annotation, cellular component: lipid droplet. Lineage: Eukaryota; Viridiplantae; Streptophyta; Magnoliopsida; Rosales; Cannabaceae.
AUGUGGAAGCUGAAGAUAGCGGAGAGAGGAAAGGAUCCAAACAUUUACAGAACAAAUGAGUUUGUGGGAAGACAAAUAUGGGAGUUCGACGCCAAGGCCGGCACUGCUGAAGAGCGAGCAGAGGUUGAAGCCGCUCGCUCUAGCUUCUUCAACCAUCAUUUACAGGUCAAGACUUCUACCGAUUCGCUUUGGCGGAUGCAGUUUUUGAGAGAAAAAGGUUUCAAACAAACAAUUCCUUUGGUUCAUAUUGAUGAUGGUGAAGUGAUCACUCUUGAGAAGACAACAUGUGCACUAAGAAGGACUGCCCACUUCUUGUCGGCCUUACAAGCUAGUGAUGGACAUUGGCCUGCUGAAAAUAGUGGCCCUAUGUACUUCUUACCCCCAUUUGUCAUGUGUCUAUACAUUACAGGUCAGCUUAGUACCAUUUUCACUGGUGAACAUCGUAAGGAAAUUUUUCGUUACAUACAUUAUCAUCAGAAUGAAGAUGGUGGGUGGGGGCUGCAUGUAGAGGGCCCUAGCACAAUGUUUGGUACAGCUUUUAACUACAUUUGUUUGCGUUUACUUGGAGAAGAAUUGCCUAAAGAUGGUCAAGAUAAUGCUUGUGCAAGAGCAAGAAAAUGGAUUCUUGACCAUGGUAGUGCAACAAACAUACUCUCUUGGGGAAAGACUUGGCUUUCGAUGCUUGGAGUCUUUGAUUGGAGUGGUUGCAAUCCAAUGCCUCCUGAAUUUUGGAUUCUUCCUUCUUGUUCAGCUAUACAUCCAUCUAAGAUAUGGUGCUAUUGUCGAUUGGUUUAUAUGCCUAUGUCAUAUUUGUAUGGAAAAAGAUUUGUUGGUCCCAUCACACCACUUAUUCUACAAUUGAGGGAGGAACUUUAUGCUCAACCAUAUAAUGAAAUCAAUUGGAGGAAUGCACGUCAUCAAUGUGCUAAGGAGGAUCUUUAUUGUGAACGUCAUUGGGUACAAAAUUUUGCAUGGGAUAGUCUGUACCUAUUUGUCGAGCCUCUUCUGAGUCGUUGGCCUUUGAAAAAAUUUAUAAGAGAAAAAGCUCUUCAAGUAACCAUGAAGCAUAUUCAUUACGAAGAUGAGAAUAGUCGAUACAUUACUAUUGGAUGUGUAGAAAAGGCGUUAUGUAUGCUUGCAUGUUGGGUUGAAGAUCCAAAUGGUGACUAUUUCAAAAGGCAUCUUGCUAGGGUUCCAGACUUCAUAUGGAUUGCUGAAGAUGGAUUGAAGAUACAAAGUUUUGGUAGCCAAUCGUGGGAUGCUACUUUUGCAAUUCAAGCUUUUCUUGCAAGUAACCUUGUUGAUGAAAUUGGACCAACUUUGGCUAAAGGUCAUGACUUCAUUAAGAAAUCUCAGGUCAAAGACAAUCCUUCAGGCGACUUCAAAAGUAUGUAUCGCCACAUUUCUAAAGGAUCAUGGACAUUUUCUGAUCAAGAUCAUGGAUGGCAAGUUUCUGAUUGUACCGCAGAAGGUUUAAAGUGUUGCUUAUUGUUGUCGAUGAUGCCACCGGAGAUUGUUGGAGAAAAUAUGGAAGCUGAGAAAUUAUAUGAUACUGUUAAUGUAAUACUUUCUUUGCAGAGUAAAAACGGUGGUGAAGCAGCUUGGGAGCCCGCUAGAUCACCAGCAUGGUUGGAAAUGUUAAAUCCUCUGGAAUUUCUUGAAGAAAUUGUUAUCGAGCAUGAGUAUGUGGAAUGCACUUCUACUGCAAUCCAAGCUUUAGUACUAUUCAAGAAGCUAUAUCCAGGGCACAGGGAACAAGAAAUUAAGAUGUUCAUAAAAGGAGCUGUUCAAUAUCUGGAAAACAAACAAAGACAUGAUGGUUCAUGGUAUGGCAAUUGGGGAAUUUGUUUCACAUAUGCUUCGUGGUUUGCGCUUGGAGGACUAGCCGCAGUUGGUAAAACUUACAACAACAGUCCAACUAUGCGCAAGGGAGUUGAAUUCCUACUCAAAAAACAAACAGUUGAUGGCGGUUGGGGAGAGAGCUACCUUUCAUGCCCUAAAAAGGAAUAUGUAGCAUUUCCGGAAAAUAGAUCAAACUUAGUACAAACUUCGUGCGCUAUGAUGGCAUUGAUUCAUGCUGGACAAGCAAAAAGAGACCCAACACCUCUUCAUCGAGCUGCGAAGCUCAUUAUCAAUUCUCAGAUGGAAAAUAGUGAUUUUCCAGAACAGGACUUAGUUGGAGUUUUCAAGAUGAAUUGUGCACUACAUUAUCCAUUAUACAAAAACAUAUUUCCAUUAUGGGCGCUUGCAGAGUAUCGCAAUCGAGUUCUAUUGCCAUAAACAAAGAACAAGUAAAAGAUCGAAGCACUUAAUUAAUAAUUAAUGUGUGGUUAAAACUAAUAAAAAGAGUUGUGAGGUAAUAAAGCUCCAGCUUGGUGUGUACGUAAUUAUGAUUUAUGCUUAAGUAUAAGACAUUAUUAUGAGUACAAAUUAAUAAUAGACUUCAUAAUAAUAUCCAUUAUAAGAAGUCUUAAGCUUGAUAAUGUUCACUUUCUCUAUU